AUGCAGUAUCAGAUACCAACAAUAAAAAUUACAACCAAAGGAGAAAUGCACUAUAUAAGCAGGUCGGUAGAUUUACCAGGCCUAAAACAACAACAGCAAAGUAACAACAACCAAAACGAUAUGGCUAUAGAAGAAACGGAAGAGCAGUGGAGACAGGAGGAGCGCAACCACGAUAACGAAAGAUAUUACCAGGACGAAAACUGGAAACUAGCAAAGACAAACAAGAAACCAUUAAGAAAUUUCUUCAGCUCACUAACGGAAGAAAUAGACGCUGAUCCGACAAGUAAAGCCACAACUCAUUCAAGUCACAUUACAAUAUUUGUCGAGGCCCAAAUAAUAGACCCGGUUAUUGAACUAAUAACAACAUAG
Bombus pyrosoma is the source of this 369-nucleotide messenger RNA. RefSeq lists its product as uncharacterized. The transcript is spliced from 2 exons. The coding region runs from base 1 to 369 and encodes 122 amino acids. The record is from RefSeq and is a predicted model, not a curated record. Lineage: Eukaryota; Metazoa; Arthropoda; Insecta; Hymenoptera; Apidae.